Miscanthus lutarioriparius is the source of this 219-nucleotide messenger RNA. The record is from the annotation of a GenBank genome assembly. NCBI's taxonomy places the organism in Eukaryota, Viridiplantae, Streptophyta, Magnoliopsida, Poales, Poaceae.
AUGGCAUCGUCGUCGGCGAUGGCGAUGAGGGCGGUGCUGGUGGCCGUCGUGCUGAUGCAGUGCUGCAACAUGAUCGCCGCGGCGAGGCCGUUGCUGAUGGAGGCGCCGGCGGUGGCGACGACAGCAGACGGCGGCUGGCUGGGGCUCAUCAUGCAGGUGCUAGGCGGGCCGGGCGGCAACAACCACAACUGCCAAGCUCCCAACGGAUCGUGCCCCUGA